This is a messenger RNA of Humulus lupulus (European hop), 1002 nucleotides long. RefSeq names its product RING-H2 finger protein ATL80. Lineage: Eukaryota; Viridiplantae; Streptophyta; Magnoliopsida; Rosales; Cannabaceae. The transcript has a single exon. Bases 92 to 670 code for a protein of 192 amino acids. The record is from RefSeq and is a predicted model, not a curated record.
UAUCAAUAUUUCCUUUCUCUCAUCUCUUCACUACACUUUCUCUCUCUAACUAUUCUCCCUUUCUCUCCCUCUCUCACUCACUCCAAUUCACAUGAAUCGUUCCUUCAGAUUAUUAGGCGGCGUGAACUCGUCGUCGUCUCCGACACCGUCGCCGCCUGAGCCCACGGUGGAUUCCGACUUCGUAGUAAUUCUCGCCGCCCUUCUCUGUGCUCUCAUCUGCGUCCUCGGUCUGGUGGCCGUGGCUCGAUGCGCCUGGCUCCGUCGCCUCUCUACCGGAAGCAGUGGUGGUACUGGAGGAGGAGCUGGCACGAACCGUCCUACACCUCAGCCACCGAACAAAGGCCUCAAGAAGAAGAUCCUUCGCUCUCUUCCGAAGAUCGCUUUUACUCCCGAAUUAGCUUCCAAGUUCACCGACUGUGCGAUCUGCCUCGCCGAGUUCGCCGCCGGAGACGAGAUCCGUGAGCUCCCGCAGUGCGGCCACGCCUUCCAUGUCGCCUGCAUCGAUACCUGGCUCGGAUCGCACUCCUCCUGCCCUUCCUGCCGUCAGAUUUUGGUCGUCGCUAGGUGUCAAAAGUGCGGUGGUUUCCCGGCGUCGUCGAGCUCUUCAAGCUCCGAUGCCGAAGCCAGAUUGAAGGAGAGAGAGGACUCCAUUAAUAGGUUCUUGCCUUAGCCUUAGCCUUAACUUUCAACUACUCUCUCUCUCUCUCUCUCUCUAUAUAUAUAUAUAUAAAUCUCUCUACUUCCACUUUCUUCCCUAAGUUAUUACUAUAGCUACUAGUACUGUUAUUAUAAUUAUUAUAAUUUAGAUCUUAACUCGAUCUUAUUUAUUUUCAUAUAUAGAUCUAGUUCAUGAAAAAUAUAUAUAUAUAUCUCUAUAGGAUUUCAAGGAUAGCAGAUGGAAUGAUUCUGUUGCCAUUGCUAUCUAUGAUUAUCUGUAAUUGCGUUUAUAAUUAUGCUUGUAUAUAGUUGUUUAAAUUUAUUAUUAUUAUUAUUAUUAUCUAA